UUGAGAAGCGGGAUUUCAUGCCGGUGGAUCGUUCUGUGUACUAUACAAAACCUUAAAAAUGGAUUUAGUACCUUUCCCUAAGCCGGAACCAGAGAUCAAAUCGGAGGAAGAAAUUUUGGAUGAAGUAAAACCAGAACUAGAAUCGGAGGAGGAACUUCCGGAUGAACUCAAAUCAGAACUCGAGUCUGAAGAAGAACUUCCCGAUGACCUUAAAUCAGAAAUCGAAUCGGAGGAAGAGGUUCUGGAUGAACUUUUAAAAGAGGAUGAAAUUAAGAGUGCCCCACAAGAUUCUGUAGGCAUCGACCAGGAAGCAGAGUGUGCGACUGUUUUGAUAUCGGCGGAUGGGAAGUGUGUCAUAGUCUGCCAAGCUUGUAAUGGUUUCUUCGAUGAUAUAGAUCCAUUUCGCAGUCAUGUGAAGAAGGUUCAUUCUGAUUAUGUCGUACGAGGAAAUGCCUGGGGGAAAGUUAUUAAAGAGGAACCUACUGUGGACAAAACGAUUGAUAUGACAGCUCUUCCAACGUUAUCCAACGAUAAAAGCAUUGAAAUUCUCGACGAUGGUAGCAAUCACACAGAAGAGCGGCUGUUUCCCGAGGAUUCAGAUUCCAGUAGUGACUCUGCCGAAGCCAGCCUAAAUAAGAACCGACGAGCUUCACGAAGAUUGAACAAGAAACCACAACCUGCAACGAAAAAGCAACAGCCAGCAAAGAGGGCAGCCACAAGUACGAAACAGAGACAAGUCAAAAGAAAGAAAUAAACAUCAGCGAUAUUUGCGGUUAAACUUGAGUUCGACGAGGGAUGAAACUGUCUGUUGAAAGGACUCGAAGAAGUUGAAUCAAAGUGGUGUUUUCGGAUAUCAUUUUACUUUAGGGCGAAAAGAAAAUAGAGCAAACGUUUCAGUAUACCUUAAAUAUCCACUUUGAUAAUAAUAAACUCUGGCCCCUACUUCAAAGAAACGAUACCGCAAUCCCUUUAGUGAAUGUCAGCCAAUAAGAUAAUUGUAAAAAUUGUGGAAACACAUGAAAUAGUAACUUUGAAUUGAGACGUUAUAUCAUCGAUAAUUCUAUGAAAAAUGAUAUAGGAAUGUUUCCCUGUUAAUAACCGGAGUAAAAUAUGUAUAUAAAUUGCGAUGAGCAAAUCGUUCAAGAAAGCAUAAUUGUAUGGUGAUAAGUUACAAUAUACUUUCAUUCUCACAAUAAUUCUGUUAGAUCUAAGGACAAUUUUU
Messenger RNA from Hermetia illucens (black soldier fly), 1222 nucleotides. RefSeq lists its product as uncharacterized. The record is from RefSeq and is a predicted model, not a curated record. Lineage: Eukaryota; Metazoa; Arthropoda; Insecta; Diptera; Stratiomyidae. The coding region runs from base 59 to 754 and encodes 231 amino acids. The transcript has 3 exons.